AUGCCGCGCCUCCCGAAGACGGCGACGUCUAUGGAGGACGGCGAGCCGAGCCUGGGCCGCUUCGUCGUCGACGCCAACGCGGGGGGCGAGGGCAUGGUCGUCGAGGUCAAGGUCGGCGGCUGGCGCGUGCUCCUGUCCGCCGACGGGUCGCGGUCGUCGAAGCGGAGCGCGGCCCUCGAGUACGUCGCGGACCGGGAGCCGCCGGAGGAGUUGGUGGGGCGGUGCGCCGCGCUCGGCGUCGCGUUCAGCCCCUACGUCGGCGAGCGGCGCGUCGUCGCGCGGACGCGCCGAUCCGAGGACGGCGACGCCGCCGCGCCGCGCCCCCCCGCGGGCCGCGAGCACCGGGGCCGGUCGUCGGCCGGCGGCGCGAAGACACCGGCGCCGGCCGUCGGCGAGGUCCUCGGCGCGCUCGACGGCGACGUGUGGCGCCGCGGCGUCGUCGUCGGCGUCGAGAGGGCCAUGGAUGCGCUGGCGGACCACGUGCUCGUCGUCGACUACGAGGGCGGCGCCGACGUCGUCCGCGAGCCCUGGCCGCCCGCGGGCGAGCGGCGGCUCUACCGCGCCGCGAAGAGCGACCGCGUGCCCCGCGCGCUCGCGAAGCCGCCCAAGGCCCUCGUCGGCUUCGGCUACCGCGCGGCGGACGGGGCUUUGGCCCACGUCGUCGGCUUCCGCCUCCACGACGGCGACGCGCUCCUCGUCGAGCUCCGCGGCGCCGCGCGCCUCGUGCCGCUCGCCGACGUCCGCGCGGCGAUGAUCGCGGACGAGGAGUCGGUCUUCGGCCGCGUCGCCAAGGCCCAGCGCCGGGCCGCCGCGCCCAAGCUCCCCGCGCGCAAGUCCGACAGCCCGACGCCCAAGCGCAAGCGCGGCGCCGAGCCCGACGACGACUCGGACGCCGACGGCUCGGACGACGCCGCGGACGACGCCGCGCCCGCCGCCGCGCCGGGCCUCCCCAUGCACGCGCUCCUCUUCUCCCCCGUCCAGUCCUAG
This is a messenger RNA of Aureococcus anophagefferens, 987 nucleotides long. RefSeq lists its product as hypothetical. Bases 1 to 987 code for a protein of 328 amino acids. The transcript has a single exon. Lineage: Eukaryota; Pelagophyceae; Pelagomonadales; Pelagomonadaceae. The record is from RefSeq and is a predicted model, not a curated record.